Molecule: messenger RNA, 309 nt
Organism: Loa loa (African eye worm)
Lineage: Eukaryota; Metazoa; Nematoda; Chromadorea; Rhabditida; Onchocercidae
Exons: 2
Coding region: 1-309 (102 amino acids)
Source: RefSeq, a predicted model, not a curated record
AUGCAUUUAAUUGCAUUACGAUGCAAAUGCUGCUUGGAGGUGAUUCGCAAUUUCUUCAUGGAUGCAGAUAAGAACAUUUACAUAUAUGCUAUCUUUGCCAAAACAGUUCUACUACGCAGCACUUUCGGAUUUUUACACGCGAUUUUUGUGAUACCUUUUCUGAUUUCGUUAGUCGAAAUGGUAGUUCCUUCAGAUUCCGAGCAGCGUCACAGUACCGGAUCAUCUGAGAUUGCACCCUACAUUAGUGAUUCUAAUAUACCCGAAAAUGGCAACAGCCUAUCCAUUGAAGCAUGUGCUGCAUCGCAUUAA